CGCUCGCUCCCCUUCCCCUCCCCCGGCGGGAGGAGGAGACUCGGCGGCCCUCCCUCGGCCAAGGCCGCCAGCCAGCCCCACGCCCGCUCCACCCAGCGCUGCUGCUCCGACGUCCGGAGCCCGGCCAGGAGAUCCGAAGGGUUCCAGACUGGCAUCCUGGAGAACGGCGGGAAGCGUCGGGCAUCAAGCACAGCGGUAUCAUGUUGGUCCGGGGCCGUACACCCGGUCCCUGAGCCCAACCACGAGUUCGCACCCACUUACCAUCCUGUCUCGCCAUGAGCCACGGCCCAAGCCCGCGGCUGGCUGAGUCCCCGCAGCUGUCCAAGAGCAGCCUGCUGACCAUCCUGGGCAGCCCAUCUCCCGAGCGCAUGGGCCCCGCUGACUCGCUGCCGCCCACGCCUCCCAGCGGCACACCGUCUCCGGGGCCACCACCUGCCCUGCCCCUGCCCGCGCCCGCGCUUUUGGCCGACGGCGACUGGGAGAGCCGCGAGGAGCUGCGGCUGCGGGAGCUGGAGGAGGCGCGCGCGCGGGCCGCGCAGAUGGAGAAGACCAUGCGCUGGUGGUCUGACUGCACGGCCAACUGGCGCGAGAAAUGGAGCAAGGUGCGCGCCGAGCGCAACCGAGCACGCGAGGAGGUGCGCCAGCUGCGCCAGCGCCUGGACGCGCUCACCAAGGAGCUGGCGGGCGCGCGCCGCGAGCGCCAGGAGGCGCAGGGAGAGUGCGAGGCUCGUGGCCGAGAGCUGGCCCGACUGCGUGGCGCGCGCGGUGCAGUGGACAAGACUCAAGACAGCCCAGAGCAUGAGCACGAGCCAGUGCGCGACGUCGGUGUGGAGAGACCACAGGGCAGCCAGGAGCUGGAUCUGGUAGAGAGCCUGCUGAAGAGCAGAGCAGAAGAGCCUGAGGGCUGCUGGGAUGCCUGCAGUGUAGCAGCUGGGGGCCCUCGGAGCAGCUCAGGCCGCCAGGAACGCAGCCGGCUGCCCUGGGAAGACACAGCCAGUGUGGAGGAGGAUGCCUCCAAGUUGACUGCUCUGCGGCUGCGACUGGAUGAAUCUCAGAAGGUGCUGCUAAAGGAGCGAGAGGAUAAGCUGGCACUAAGCAGGAGCAUCGAGAAGCUGGAGGGGGAGCUUAGCCAGUGGAAGAUCAAGUAUGAGGAGCUGAGCAAGACCAAGCAGGAGAUGCUCAAGCAACUCAGCAUCCUGAAAGAGACACACCAGGACGAGUUGGGCCGUAUGUCUGAAGACCUGGAGGAUGAGCUGGGUGCGAGGUCUAGCAUGGACCGAAAGAUGGCAGAGCUGAGGGGCGAGAUGGAGAGGCUCCAGGCAGAGAAUGCGGCUGAAUGGGGCCGCAGGGAGCGGCUGGAGACCGAGAAACUAGGCUUGGAGCGAGAGAAUAAGAAGCUGCGAGCACAGGUUGGGGACCUGGAGGAGGCCCUGGCUCGGAGGCGGCGGCAGACCACUAGUGCCCUGGACUGCGACCUGAGGGCCAGCCAGGCAGCUCUCUUUGAGAAGAACAAGGAGCUGGCAGACCUGAAGCACCUGCAUGGCAAGCUGAAGAAGCAGUUCCAGGAGAAGGUGGCAGAGCUGGCACAUGCCAACCGGCGCGUGGAGCAGCAUGAGACGGAGGUGAAAAAACUGCGACUUCGGGUAGAAGAACUCAAGAAAGAGCUGGCCCAGGCGGAGGAUGAGCUGGACGAAGCCCACAACCAGGCACGGAAGCUGCAGCGGUCACUGGACGAGCAGACAGAGCAGAGCGAAAACCUGCAGGUGCAACUGGAGCACCUACAGUCCAGGUACCACCAUGACUCCUGCUCUGACCUGUCACCCCUCAGGCUCCGCAGGCAGCAGCAAAAUGCCCCCCUCUUUGGGAAGAUUCGUAGUACCCGAUUUGGCACUGAGGAGGCUGGGGAUGGAGCCAGUGACCUGGAUGAAGAUGAGGACCUGCAGAUCCAGGUGGCCUAGAGUCUCCGGGGCUGAACAGGACUAACAUGAAGCCACUUGAACUGUGUAGCUGUCUACACUCCCUGCUCCCUGUGUGGAUCACUUCCUUCUCUCCCUGGAGAUCAGCAACCCCACUUACCCACACCUAGGGGAGUGAAAGCCCAUUGGAUAUGUAUAUUAUAUAUGCCCAGGGUUGCUUGGACCCAUUCGAUUUUAUAAACAGAACAGUCCAUCACACAGUUCUCAAGCCCCCACCCACUUAAGAUUUCAUGCAGGAAUGGGGCAUGUAGAGGGAAGGCUAUGCGGCCUAAAUCAGGCCUUGGUAGUCUGGCAGGACCGAUUCAUAAAUAAGCUCAGUCUUUUGUAAUAAAUGAGUUCAAGCUCUCAGGACUGAGUCUCAAAAGUACUGCAGAUAUGGGGAGAGGGCAUGGUGGAUCAGCACCUACCUUCACCUAGCAUUGAACUAGAGCCCAGGAUUGCUGUUGAUUAAAUGGAUGAAUGAAUAUCCAAGUAGCUGAAGGGUCUGGUAUCUAGCCCCUGCCAGGGAAGAAGGGAGUGUGGUGUCUAUCUUAUCUGGAUAAGAAGAGACCUAAGUUCCAGAACCUCAUGGACUCAAAUCUCUGCUCUGCCCUUUACUGACUGCGCAACCUCAGGGAAGUCCCUUGUCUUCUCUGAGCCUCAGUUUCUCCAUCUGUAAGUUAAGGUGUCUCAUAGUUCAUUGUGUAAAACAGUCACUGUGUAAGCCUGACAACCUGAGUUUGAUUCCCCAGAACCCACAUAAAAAU
Nannospalax galili (Upper Galilee mountains blind mole rat) is the source of this 2722-nucleotide messenger RNA. RefSeq names its product coiled-coil domain containing 102A (gene Ccdc102a). Lineage: Eukaryota; Metazoa; Chordata; Mammalia; Rodentia; Spalacidae. Bases 276 to 1958 code for a protein of 560 amino acids. Gene Ontology annotation, cellular component: myosin complex. The transcript is spliced from 9 exons. The record is from RefSeq and is a predicted model, not a curated record.